Lecanosticta acicola is the source of this 1338-nucleotide messenger RNA. The record is from the annotation of a GenBank genome assembly. Lineage: Eukaryota; Fungi; Ascomycota; Dothideomycetes; Mycosphaerellales; Mycosphaerellaceae.
AUGUCAGCUUCGUUUACGGCGCGAGCUCAAGCUUUGAUCCGCAAGAGACGAUUGUUCUCCACAUUCAUCAUUACCGGCCUCAUCGGCUUGGUGGCUCUCUGUGUCUUUCUCCCAUGGCAGUCUAGUCUUCAUCCACCUGGAACUCAUCAGAUCUCCCGGGCAGUGCAUGAUGGUCUACUCGCUCGCACCAGCGUAGGAGGCUCUGGCACCCCUCCUAAGCCAGGAAAUGAGAAUAUUCCUCCAGGUCAAGGAUCUGCCUCUUCUAUUCAACAUGGCACUGGCUCUGCAGAUCAGAGCAACUAUAAUUGGUUUCCCAAGCAUCUUCAGGGGCUUCUUGACAAGCCAGACGUCAAUCAUCAACAUAUCUCUAGCGAAGAGAAGAACAAGCUGACCUGGGUCCAAAAAGGGGUAGAGGUGUACCACUCGAUGCUUUCAAUGGACACAUCCAGGGAUUCUAUUUAUCAGGACGAUGGCAGCUCUCCGCAGAGCAUUCUCGAGAGUCAUAAAUGGGCUCUAAGAGGCUACGCGGAUUUUAGAGGCGUCCAAUUCCUCUCGGGACUUGCAAGUGCAAUGAACGGGCUCGACAUCAGUAGAGAGCCGCGCGAUUGGUUCAGCAACAACGCUUUCUGCUCUGUCAAAGUUCCAGGAUCUGAGACCAAGACAUUCAGAGCCGAUUUGGACAAUCCGGUCAACUUCCGACAGGGGGUGUUGCUAGGGAACUACAACUUCGGCAUCGAGGAUGGUAUGCGAGCUGAGAUUGAAAGCGGAGAGGUCACCAAAGCCGAAAUCAACAAGGAAUUUCCACUCCGGCGAUGGAGCGACGUGGUCUGGCUCGGAGCCGAGUUCGUGAAAAGGAAGAAGUAUCUCCCGAAACUUCCAGCACAAACCCCAGCGACCAGAGGAUUUGAACAUGUCUUUCAGUAUCACGUUAUCGAGAGCAGCACCAAGAAGGUUCUCAAAGAAGUCACCGGGAUUGAAGCUGAGGCUCGCGGAGGUGGAUUGAGAAUUGCUGAUCUAGGCGUGGUGAGUAUCGAGCUCCACCUGAUUUCGCUAAUCUUCUCGCUAAUAUGAGCGAUUUGUCAGUGGCCUGGCAAGGCGUAUAAUGUCGAGAGCGACAAGUCUUACCAAGCGAUGGCUCUUAUCUCGGCGCCAAGCAUUCGUGGUGUCGCCUACAUGCUCGCUCAACACAAGAAGGCACUUGGAUCGGCUUACACCAUUGAUCGGAUCCACAUUUUCGAUUGUCAAGAUCCACCAAAGGCUGGAGACACUGCUAUCCCUCGCCUGUGCCUCUAUAUGCACGUCAAGAAGGUUUCGGGAGCGAGCGCGAUAGAGCAUUGA